Messenger RNA from Fonticula alba, 1823 nucleotides. RefSeq lists its product as hypothetical. The record is from RefSeq and is a predicted model, not a curated record. The transcript is spliced from 5 exons. The coding region runs from base 30 to 1691 and encodes 553 amino acids. Lineage: Eukaryota; Rotosphaerida; Fonticulaceae.
AGCCGAAGACCGAUCGUGCACCCAGCAGCAUGACUGUCACCCUGGUCGAGGACCCAGGCAUCAACGGGGGACCGGGCCCCGAUGAGCGCCCGCUCCAGCGCGGCAAGGGCCUCGAGGCGGCCGUGCACACGGCCACCAUCUUUGACCCCCAGCCAUCGAGUGCUGGACUGGCCUUCGGCACCAGCUCGGCGGUGCCCGGGCCGAAGCUGCGCUCGGCGCUGGCCGGCGCCCGCACCGCUCACACCCUGCGCGACCAGCAGCUCUUCCGGCAUUUCAUGGGCCGCUCGAAGAAGCUGGCUUCCGAAGAGGUGAUUGCCGGGCCCGGCAGCGCCAUGGUCUUUUCCAUGGUCUGGCGCACGCUCUACCUGAUCGCCAUCACCUGGGUGCUGGGGCUGCUGUGGAUCGGCCAGCCGUGGUUGGCGUUCGGCCCGCUGGCCGGGCUGUUCACCUAUCAGAUGAGCGUGCAGACCUUCCGCCGGCUCUUUCCCCGGCGCUUCCGCUUCCGGAACUACCAUUCCGGGCAUGAGCUACUCGAGCGAGCCAUCUCCAAGACCAUGACCACGCGCGACGGGUCGGUGGUCCGGUACUUUGUGAUCCCCGGCCGGCCCGGGUCCAAGAUCAUGGUCAUCGCGUCGGGGUUCGGAUGCGGCGGCAACUUCCCCGUCUGGGGGACCCCGAUCCUCAGCCAAUAUGGCGACCAGUUCACCUACAUCUACUGGCACUACCGCGGGCAAUUCAGCAGCGACUACAUGGACGGGCAGAACAAGAUUUCCAUCCGCUCCCAAACCGAAGACAUGGAGGACAUCCUGGCGCUGGAGAAGAUCACCCAUGUGGACGUGCUCUUUGGCCACAGCAUGGGCGGUGUCGUCGGCCUGGACUUCAUCCUGACCAACCCCACCAUGGUGUCGGCCAUGGUCAUGGUGAACGGUGGGUAUGGGCAGAUCCUGACGAGCCUGCUGCAGCCGCUCUUCCGUCUGCCGGUCAACCGGCUCCUCGGGUACUUUGCCCUGUGGGUCUGUGAGAACAUCAUGCUCCCCUUCGAGACCCGGAGUCUCCUGUCCACCAUCCUCAUCCAGAUGAGCACCGGCAUCCUGGCUCUGGUGAAGGUCAUCUAUGGGACGCUCUUCGGCCGGGAAUUCCAGGACUAUGUGCCCAUCAGCAUGGACAUCCACCCGCAGACAUCGGCCCGGGUCCUGCCGGCUGUCGAGGCUCCCGACGCGCCGGCCGGCAUGCGUGCUGUCGCAUACACCCCGGUCGACCAGUUCCUCAUCCACUACUGCGACCAGGCGGUUCGGUCCUCCUUUGCCUUCCUGACAUUCAUCCGGGGCAUCAUGGCGAUGGACAACUACUGCUGCAUUCACGAGCUCAACAAGAUCCAAACGCCGAUCCUCAUUGCCGGCGGUCUGUGGGACCCGCUCAUCCCCCUCUGGGUGUCGCUGGAGAUGGCCGAGCGCCUGCCCAACUGCGAGCUUGUGAUCGGCAUGUCCAGUGGCCAUGCCGUGCAUAUGGAGCAGCCGGAGCUUCUCUUUUCGUCCAUGGAGAGUUUCCUCAAGCGGGAACUGUCCCUGGACCUGGUGAGCGGGGCCGCCAGCGCUUGCCAGUCCGCGGCCCCGGGCGAGAAGGCUCCCCCCAGUGAGCCCCUGUCUACGUCGAUACCCUCGGCGCGCAAGCAACGUCGCUCCCACCAUUAGAUGUUGAUGCUUGUGUGCAUGCGUGAGCGGACGUGUCCGCGCGCGCGCGCGCCCGUGUGUUGUGUGUGUGCAUGGUUGCAUGCAUGUAUGUUUCUCUUUCUCUCUCUCUCUGUAUGUAUGUGUGUGUGUGUG